GAGUUUUAUGAAACAUCAAACAAAAGAAACAGUACUGAUUACGAUCACAGAGAAUUGUCCUUUCGUACUAAAAUCACCCUAAAUUGUAUUUAUCUUCCCUUCAAAUUGAUGAAAGAAACGGAAAUUUAUUCAAUUUCUUGCUCUGUGGCUGCACGAUGUCUAGUUUUUCCUGACUCUCAAUCGCAAUAUUUUUUCAUCUGCCUGAAUUCUGUUUUUCUUUGACGAUUUCUCCUUGUAAAAUAGCGAGAAACAACGUAUUCGCCAAUCGAGGUUUUCCAGCUGUUCAGAACGAAAGCGGACAAAUGACAAAGGGAAAUAACAGCGCGUCAAAGCAGCUAGCUAAAUGGACAUAGCCAUUGGAUGAAAAUAAAAUAAGGUUUAAUUAACGAAGACCUUCAGGCACAAAUUAACAUAUACUUUGAAACAAAAUUAGAGCAUAUUUACUCACAGUACAAAACGUGUUUACUUGAUAAAGGUCGAGAGGGAUGUUUAUUUUCAUUUCCUUUACUCGAAGGCUUAACUGCAGCAUUUCUGUAUACCUCGCGUUUUUCAAAGUGUUGUUAAAUUCUGGGCUCAGUAGUGUGUGAAAGAAGUGGCCUAAACAAAGAAGAGUCGUAACUGUAUUUGUGUAGAUCGAACAUCUCAUCACAAAGGAGAAAAAAAAAAGCUGAAAAAACGUGCCUGAAAUGGCGGAGCUAAUGGAGGAAAAUCGCUCUGACGGCAACCUCAGCAUCUCUUCGAAGACGAUCCAUAAAACGGAUGAUACCUCGUGGGACCUUGAAUUACCUCCCAUCAUUUCCCUGACUGUGAUAGGCUGCGCUGUUGUGGUUUCCAAUGCACUUGUCUGUAUACUUUUCUGCCGGUACCACAGACUUCGAACGAUUACUAACACUUUCAUUGUUAGUUUGGCGAUAAGUGAUCUAAUGGUCGCCACGGUAUUCCUACCGACCUAUCUGGCUGGCUUGGCUAUAAGCCCCUACAUCAUUGCUUACAUCCUUUUCGCGUAUCUUUUCAACUUCUGUGGCAUUACGUGGGAUAGAUACCAAGCCGUUCUCAAGCCCCUUUCGUACAGAUCGAACGUAACGAGAGCAGUUGUGUACAAGAUUUUAGCACUAGUAUGGACAAUGCCAUUUUUGUUAGCGAUAAUACCAAUAUUUUGGGAGUAUCGGCUCGGUAUCAAACUGUCCGCAGAGCGUAUUUACCAAGGAGUCUUGGUUACCAUUGUCACAAUCUGUUCAGUUUUGAUUUGCUGGGCGUACAGCAAAAUAUUUCGUGCUACACGUCGUCAGGUAAAAUGGAUGAUUGAGAUGUCGGAGACAAAUGCAAGAAUAGUAAACAAUUCACAACCAAUCAGGCUUCCCCGACAAAUGUCAAAGAGAUUAUCGGUGAACAUUUCAACAGAAGUAAAGGCGGCCAAAGUUUUUGCUCUCGUGGGAUUGACAUUUGCAGUUUGUUGGCUGCCUUUAAUCGUAAUAAACGUUUUUUUCGCAAUCGGCUACCCCAACUUGGUUCCAAUUGCUUUUCUCGAUGCGUCUCUUUAUUCACUGGUGGGUAAUGCAUUAGCAGAUCCUUUGAUUUAUUCGUUCUAUAAGUCAGACUACAGGCGUGCUUUUAAGAGAUUUUUUCGUUGCUGCCGAUAUGGAGACAAGAGCUCGUCAGGGAGUUCAAUGACAGCUAAUGAUUCUCUGUUCGCAGAAGGAAGCUGCAAUCAGGGAGAUAACAAUCUGGUAUAAACCGACAGUGUUAUCAGUUCAAUGAAAGACCUUCAGUAUAGUUACCGGUUAAUAACAAGAGGCAAGGAAAUCAUUUUCAAGUUGAAAUUAGUUUUUAUCCUUUCUGUACAAAUUGUCGGCAGUGUAUCGGCUGAGGUCAGAUAUGUGGUUGCAUAUGUUAAUGUUAUAUCUCCAGGCCCCAGUUGUUCGAAAGCGGAUUAACGCUAAGCCGCGAUUAAAUGGUCCUAAAUCUACGGUAUAAAUUUAUCCUUCCAUUACAUUCUGUUCCUCGAAGCUCGAUAAGCACUAUCGAAGGAUUAAAAUAAGGGUUUAAUUUAACACACCUAACUAGGUUAAUCGAUGCGUCUCUUUAUUCACUGGUGUAAUAAAUUAGCAGACCCUUUAAUUUAUCCUUUCUAUAAGUCAGACUACAGACGCGCUUUUAAGAAUUUCUUCGUUGAUGCCAAUAUUGAGACAAAAGCUAGUUAGGGAGUUCGGUGACAGCUAAUGACAGUUUGCAGUAGCUGAAAUCAGGGAGACAACAAUCUGGUAUAAAACAACAUUAUUAUCACUUCAAUGAAAGACCUUCAGUAGUUAUCAGUUAAUAAUACGAUGCUAGGAAAUCAUUUUCGAGUUGAAGUUAAUACUGGAUGUAAUUUCAUGUUCCAGUAAGUUCAGUUGGAAGCACGGUCUGGAGCAGUUUGGAAUACUCUUGGAACAAGUAUUAUACUAGGCUCGAUUUCCGCCGCUUUCUCGUGUCCGGUCUACGUUCCUCCCCGAAAAGAGAGGAGUGCCUUCGGGGGAGGAGCGCUGGCGCCUUUCCCGAACAGCGGCUGGUAAUCGAGCCUAGUAUUAUACUUUCUGUACAAAUUCUCGCUAACUGUCAUGUUACUAACUUGUAUGUAAGUGAGAUCCAGAUAAGCAGUUUUACAUGUUGAUGUUUUGAAUUUAACACAGUUGCCCGUUUCUAAAGCUUCAUUGGUUGGGCCAACAUCUUUCACUUUUGUACCAGAGAAGUAAUAAAACCUUGACAUCUCGUAAUUUUAAUUUAUGAGACUUCCACAUUUCGUUUCGAAGGAAGAAUGAACGAAUGAACGAACAACAAAAAAGAAGGUUUGACGUCUCUGAAGAGAGUGCAAGCACAUAAUGACAAGCAAACUUGAAGACCUUU
This is a messenger RNA of Orbicella faveolata, 2883 nucleotides long. Its product is annotated as octopamine receptor beta-2R-like. Gene Ontology annotation, molecular function: G protein-coupled receptor activity. Gene Ontology annotation, cellular component: plasma membrane. Gene Ontology annotation, biological process: G protein-coupled receptor signaling pathway. NCBI's taxonomy places the organism in Eukaryota, Metazoa, Cnidaria, Anthozoa, Scleractinia, Merulinidae. The record is from RefSeq and is a predicted model, not a curated record.